Aspergillus heteromorphus CBS 117.55 is the source of this 2650-nucleotide messenger RNA. Its product is annotated as putative cell cycle checkpoint protein Rad17. Gene Ontology annotation, biological process: DNA repair; mitotic DNA replication checkpoint signaling; DNA damage checkpoint signaling. The record is from RefSeq and is a predicted model, not a curated record. The transcript has 2 exons. The coding region runs from base 123 to 2408 and encodes 761 amino acids. Gene Ontology annotation, molecular function: chromatin binding. NCBI's taxonomy places the organism in Eukaryota, Fungi, Ascomycota, Eurotiomycetes, Eurotiales, Aspergillaceae.
GUUACCUGUAUCGCGAUCAACAUUCUUGGUUACAACCAACUGACUCUUAUAAUUUAAAUUGCGCGUUUCAUGUAACCAAACUUGUUUUUCCCCCUGGGACGUCUCUAUCCUAUCAAAGGAAUAUGAAACGCAAAUACCCACAGAGUACCGCAACCACAGAUUCAACCAUUAGAAGAGUUAUUGACUCCGCAACCACCGAGCAUGUGGCUUUCAGCCAGGAUGUCAAUGCAAAGGAUGGGAAAGAUGACAAUGAUGAUAUCAUUGACGAUGAUUAUGACUUGUUCGAUGAGAUAUUUUCCCACCAUAUCUUGAAUGAUAAAAUCACAUUGCAUCAGAGCAGAGAGACACCCGACUCCCAGAAUCAGAUCAUUGCAUCCCCUCAAAGAGCCUCAAACUACACUCGGAAAUCCAGCAGCCUGCCUCAACGUUUUAUAAUUUCAUAUCCUCCAGAUGUUCGACCACAACAAUCAUGUUCUCUCUCUCAGGAAAAGGGCCUUCCUUGGGUACAACAGUUUCCGCCCUCUAAUCUAGACGAGCUGGCAGUUCAUAAGAAAAAGGUGUCUGAUGUGAAGAACUGGUUAGUGAAUUCCUUUCACAGAAGUGGAAGACAGCUGCUUGUUCUCCGAGGGCCUGCAGGAAGUGGCAAAACGACCACAAUCUCAUUAUUGUCCAAGGUACUGGAUUUUGAUAUCCUUGAAUGGAAAAAUCCUUCAACAUCUGAGUUGGUCACUACAACACAUAUAUCAGCUGCUUCCCGCUUCGAAGAAUUUUUGGGUCGUGGCAAUGAGUUUGGGGGUCUUGAUUUGAGUGGAGUGAACGGAUCUCCUGUGACUGUAACAGACGACCGCAUUGCCUCUACUUCAAAGCGACGUAUCAUACUCAUCGAGGAAUACCCUACGCUUACAGGUCAAUCAACUAAUUUGCCUGCCUUCAGACUAACCCUUCAAAAGUGUUUGUCGGCCAAACCAGAGCAAGCCAAAACGGAGAGUGGCGAGCCAGUGACCUCUCCAAUUGUGAUCAUCGUCUCUGAGACGCUUCUUGACUCGCAAUCUUCCCAGUCAGAUAAACUAACCGUACACCGGCUACUGGGCCCAGAGCUAUACAACCAUCCAAGAACGAGCAUCAUUGAUUUCAACGCUAUAGCCCCGACAAUUAUGUACAAAGCUUUGAAUCUUGUUCUAGAAAAGAAAGCCUCUAUUUCUGAUCGUGAAGCCCCUCCAAGUUCCGCUAUUCUGCACAGUAUAUCCAAAAUAGGGGAUAUUCGCAGUGCAAUUUCUUCGCUACAAUUUCUCUGCUUGAAAUCCGAAGACUUCCAGCCAGCCAAUACUUCAAUCAGUGCUGUGAAGUCAAAACGAGGUCGAACAACCCUCACAUCAAUAGAAAGGGAGACGUUGCAGCUAGUGACACAACGAGAAGCAAGCCUUGGGCUAUUCCAUGCUGUUGGCAAGGUGGUAUAUAACAAACGGGCUGAUGUAGUCUCAAUGACGGGCCGCCGUCCUGUCUUACCUCCAGAGCACCUAACCCAUCAUGGACGACCACAACUGUCUCAGGUGUGUGUUAAUGAACUUGUUGAUGAGACUGGAACCGAUUACCAAACAUUCGUUAGCACUCUGCAUGAAAACUAUGUUCCAUCUUGCAAUGGGUCAUCUUUCACGGAAUAUUUAGAUGGGUGUAUAAGUGCACUUUCAGACAGUGAUGUGCUGUCUCCUCGCCUGCAAGGGCAAAGGAGACCUUGGGGGAGUGUGGAUGGGACAGGCGUUGAUAUCUUGCGUCAAAACGAUAUCAGUUAUCAAGUUGCAGCUCUUGGCAUCUUGUUUGCUCUUCCUUGCCCUGUGAUGAGGUCAACACCAUCAAAAAAAGGCCUAGGACAUACAAUAAGUACAUACUCAAUGUUCUUUCCCACCUCAUUACGUCUUAUUCGUGACAGAGAAGAGAUACAAGGCCUUGUAUCCUUAUGGUCAAGCAGGCUAUUAGACCAAUUCAGUUGGCCAAAAUUUGGCUCUAUGGUCGGUGCUAGUGGCUCUUUAUCUGGGGCAGCUAACCGAGCUGCAAACGGCAAUCACGGCAUUGAGUCAAAAAUGGUCCUGACAAGGAUAUCACGCAAUGAUCUCAUACUUCAUCAACUACCAUACUUGUCCAUGUUGACAAUUUGCAUGGAGAGCUCGAAAGAACUCAAGAGGAUCACUGAGAUAGCUGCAUCCGAGUUUCAGACAAAUGCCAUGGAAAAUAAGAAUUAUGAGUCAGACGGGCUGUCCUUCAUGACACCUGGUGUUAAUCGGAGGUAUAGUCUGUUGAAGGGAUCAGCGCUGAACGCACAUCAACGAACGAGCCAUGCUGGACUCCAGCCACUACUGGCUCUUGAAGGAAUUCCUAUCCCCAUUGAUGAUGAUAUUAUCGAUGAAAUUUAAUAUAAAGAGAUUUACUACACGGCUGCUGUGCAUGUGGCAUUGUAUGAAAUACUUAUAUCAGUUUGAACAAUCACCGACACAGGAGAUGUUUGGGGAACCGCAAAUCAUCAGUCAAAGAACAUUGUUCUUACUUGGUCAGAGGAAAUGUUCAUCUGGUGUGUAUAUAGCCUAUUAGGUGUGUAUGUAUGUGCGCCGUAGUUGCGCCCUAUUAUACGCCAGCCAGAUUCCACCUAUGCCAUGUG